Molecule: messenger RNA, 2214 nt
Organism: Callorhinus ursinus (northern fur seal)
Lineage: Eukaryota; Metazoa; Chordata; Mammalia; Carnivora; Otariidae
Gene: BRSK2
Product: BR serine/threonine kinase 2
Biological process (GO): intracellular signal transduction; protein phosphorylation
Cellular component (GO): cytoplasm
Molecular function (GO): ATP binding; protein serine/threonine kinase activity
Source: RefSeq, a predicted model, not a curated record
AUGACAUCGACGGGGAAGGACGGCGGCGGGGCGCAGCACGCGCAGUAUGUGGGGCCCUACCGGCUGGAGAAGACGCUGGGCAAGGGGCAGACAGGCCUUGUGAAGCUGGGGAUUCACUGUGUCACGUGCCAGAAGGUGGCUAUUAAAAUUGUCAACCGGGAGAAGCUCAGCGAGUCUGUGCUGAUGAAGGUGGAGCGGGAGAUCGCCAUCCUGAAGCUCAUCGAACACCCUCAUGUUCUAAAGCUGCACGAUGUUUAUGAAAACAAAAAAUAUUUAUACCUGGUGCUAGAACACGUGUCUGGUGGGGAACUCUUCGACUACCUUGUCAAGAAGGGGAGGCUGACCCCCAAAGAGGCCCGGAAGUUCUUCCGGCAGAUCAUCUCCGCGCUAGACUUUUGCCACAGCCACUCCAUAUGCCACAGGGAUCUGAAGCCAGAGAACCUCCUACUGGAUGAGAAAAACAACAUCCGGAUCGCUGACUUCGGCAUGGCGUCGCUGCAGGUUGGCGACAGUCUGCUGGAGACCAGCUGCGGAUCCCCCCACUACGCCUGCCCCGAGGUGAUCCGGGGGGAGAAGUAUGACGGCCGUAAGGCAGACGUGUGGAGCUGCGGCGUGAUCCUGUUCGCCCUGCUGGUGGGGGCUCUGCCCUUUGAUGACGACAACCUGCGGCAGCUGCUGGAGAAGGUGAAGCGGGGCGUGUUCCAUAUGCCGCACUUCAUCCCGCCCGACUGCCAGAGCCUGCUGCGCGGCAUGAUCGAGGUGGACGCGGCCCGGCGCCUCACGCUAGAGCACAUUCAGAAACACAUAUGGUAUAUAGGGGGCAAGAACGAGCCAGAGCCAGAGCAGCCCAUCCCCCGCAAGGUGCAGAUCCGCUCGCUGCCCAGCCUGGAGGACAUUGACCCCGAUGUGCUGGACAGCAUGCACUCUCUGGGCUGCUUCCGGGACCGCAACAAGCUGCUGCAGGACCUGCUGUCCGAGGAGGAAAACCAGGAGAAGAUGAUUUAUUUCCUUCUCCUGGACCGGAAAGAAAGGUACCCGAGCCAUGAGGACGAGGACCUGCCCCCCAGAAAUGAAAUAGACCCUCCCCGGAAGCGUGUGGACUCCCCAAUGCUGAACCGGCACGGCAAGCGGCGGCCUGAACGCAAGUCCAUGGAGGUGCUCAGCGUGACGGACGGUGGCUCCCCGGUGCCCGCACGACGGGCCAUCGAGAUGGCCCAGCAUGGCCAGAGGUCCAGGUCCAUCAGCGGCGCCUCCUCGGGCCUGUCCACCAGCCCGCUGAGCAGCCCCCGGGUGACCCCUCACCCCUCUCCAAGGGGCAGUCCCCUCCCCACCCCUAAGGGGACGCCUGUGCACACGCCCAAGGAGAGCCCGGCAGGUACGCCCAACCCCACGCCACCGUCCAGCCCCAGCGUCGGAGGGGUGCCCUGGAGGACGCGGCUCAACUCCAUCAAGAACAGUUUCCUGGGGUCACCCCGCUUCCACCGCCGGAAACUGCAGGUUCCAACACCCGAAGAGAUGUCCAACCUGACCCCGGAGUCCUCUCCAGAGCUUGCCAAGAAGUCCUGGUUUGGGAACUUCAUCAACCUGGAGAAGGAGGAGCAGAUCUUCGUGGUCAUCAAGGACAAGCCCCUGAGCUCCAUCAAAGCUGACAUUGUUCACGCCUUCCUGUCGAUCCCCAGCCUCAGCCACAGCGUCAUCUCCCAGACAAGCUUCCGGGCUGAGUAUAAGGCGACGGGGGGCCCGGCGGUGUUCCAGAAGCCGGUCAAGUUCCAGGUGGACAUCACCUACACCGAGGGCGGGGCGGCACAGAAGGAGAAUGGCAUCUAUUCCGUCACAUUCACGCUCCUGUCAGGCCCCAGCCGCCGCUUCAAGAGGGUCGUGGAGACCAUUCAGACCCAGCUACUGAGCACACAUGACCAGCCCUCCGCCCAGCAUUUGUCAGACACCACUAACUGUAUGGAAAUGAUGACGGGGAGGCUUUCCAAAUGUGGCAGCCCAUUGAGUAACUUCUUUGACGUAAUUAAACAACUUUUUUCAGACGAGAAGAACGGGCAGGCGGCCCAGGCCCCCAGCACGCCCGCCAAGCGGAGUGCCCACGGCCCCCUCGGUGACUCCGCGGCCGCUGGCCCCGGCCCUGGAGGGGACGCCGAGCACCCGACGGCCAAGGACACGGCCAGGACGGGGCCGCCCGCCGCCCGCCGCGAGCAGCCUUAG